ACAGCCACAACGGCCAGGUGCAGGGAAUCGAGUUCGGCUAUUCUUCGCCACUCGCGUCUUCUCACGGAAGCGCUGCGCAUUGAGCGUUCAACGUCGCGGACUCGCGCCAGCCCUUCGUAUCGACUAUCGACAAUCAUUAGCGACGCCGACGCCAUACGAUUUCAGCUUAGUCGCGUCCCUGCUCCAGGUUAUCAGCAAUCACCAUCCUUGAUUCCUCCCUAUUAAGAUGUCGUCGUCUCCCAAAAAACCUCCUGGAGGCACCAAUCGCUCGACCAACCCAUCGCAGAAGGCCACAUCUUCAUCCGCAACGCAAUCGCCGGGAACGCCCAAGACCUCCUCCUCGAACAAGACGACCUCCAGCAAGUCCGGCUCCUCGCAAAUGGCCCCGAGCGCGAGCGGAGUUUCUCGAACCAAGUCCACGAAAGGAGCCAACGGCUCGCCUUUGUCGGCGCGCGCCUCAGUGAAGAAGCCGGGAAGCGGCGCCGGUUCAAGCAAGGGUGAUGGCGCACCGGCAGACAAUGCGGAGGAGGAUUCGAAACUGGCGUUGAUUGAAGAUCUGAAGGAACGGCUCCAGCACGGUGAGUCCGUCACGGAAGAGCUGCAGAAGCAGGUGGAGGUCCUUCAAGCCCGACUGGACGAAUCGAUCCGCGACCAAAGCAAGCUGGAGGAGCGAGCGCAUGAAGAGGAAGAGCGCAACGAAGGACUCGAGAAUGACCGGAAAGAGUUGGUCAGACAACGGAGGGAGCUGGACAGUAUAUAUGAAGCGGAACGUGCUUCGAUGAUGAAAGAGAAGGAAGAGGCACAAUCAAAGGAAGAUGAGAUGCACGAGACUAUCCAGAGACUCAAAGACGCUCUUAGUCAACGAGAUCUCAAGCCACCCACCGACGAGGGCGGGAGAAUCUCUCGAACAGCAAGCUUCCAGAGUUCCGCAUCGGGAGGCGCAGAUAGCAAUCAGUUCGCUCCUUCGGCCUCGCUUCAACGGAGCAAUUCUCGCAACAACUCCAAGAUUCUACUCCAAAAAGACAAGGUAAUUGAGUCCCUUCGUCUAGAAUUGGCCGAAGUACAGAUCAAACUUGUCGAGAUGGAGAACAUGGGUGGCGGCAGACUGCAGGACUUGGAAAAGUCUCUGCUUGAAGCCCGUAUGACCAACGCUCGAUUGAUGGAGGAUAACGAAAGCUUCCAGCUCCUCCUCAGCGAAAAGACCCUCAACGGCGACUUUGCAAAGGGGGACUUCAUGCGCGCCGACGAAGAUGAGGACGUCGAGUCCGACAAGCGACGCUUGGAAUCCGAGAUCCAGGCGCUCAAGGAGCAAAACAAAGCGCUUACGCUGUACAUCAACAAGAUCAUCGACCGUGUCCUUCAGCACCAAGGCUAUGAGGCCAUCCUCAGCAAUGCCGCCGAUCCCCCAGAAUUCUCCUCUCCCAACAUCGAUAAAGACCUUCCCCCUCCACCCCCAGCCAAAGAUGCUGGCGGUCCUUCCCUCCUCCAGCGAGCCAAGUCGGUCGCAAUGGGCGCCACCGCCGCCCGCCCCCGUCCCCGUCCCGUCUCCUACAUGCCUCCGGCCGAAAACAGCAUCAACUCCGACCCGACCACCGCACCCAGCAUCCCACUCGGCCGCACCAAGACCAACCGCGUCAGUUCCGCUGACCAAGCAUCCCUAUCCUCGCGCCGCAACACUGUCGAUUUCAGCAACCCCUCCGCGGCAUCCGUCGUCCACAACAUGUUCCGCGCCUCUUCCCCCGAUGCUACCCCGGGCAGCCCCGCCGCGCUCGCCUCCCCCCGCAACUCCUUCUUCGCCCCGCCCGUCAACCAGAACUACAACGCUGCCGCUGCCGCGCGCCUCCCAUCGGGCGCGCAGCGUGCCUCGUCCACGGACCGCAGCACCGGCGAGGUGGACACGCGCCCGUCGUCCAGCGAGAGCGGGCCGAGCGCCGAGCCGCCGAGCCCGCCACGGAGCGUGGGGCCGCCCGAGCGCACGAUGACGGGGAAGGGGAUCAAGCCGUUGCGGCUAGUGCGGGAGAACGCGGAGGCAGAGGAGGCGGCGCGGAAGGCGGCGAAUCGGGGGAGCUGGAUGAAUAUGGGGUGGUUUCAGCGGGGGCAGGGGCAGGGGCCGAGUGAGCAGUGAAUGAGGGAUGACGAUAUGCCCGGGCACGGGGCGUUAGUGGAGAUCUCUCGCUGUGCGUGAGCGCUCCUAUGGGCGUGCCGUGGUUGGGUGGAUUUUCAUGGCGUGAAUGUUUGGAGUUUUCGGUAUAUGAUACCAGGGAUGGCUCGCCGCAGGAUGAUUUCGGCGAUGGCUUGUCACAUUACGGGAUUCGACAGGCUCGAAGGGCGAUUGAUGGGAC
Messenger RNA from Eremomyces bilateralis CBS 781.70, 2342 nucleotides. RefSeq lists its product as uncharacterized. The transcript is spliced from 3 exons. Lineage: Eukaryota; Fungi; Ascomycota; Dothideomycetes; Eremomycetales; Eremomycetaceae. The record is from RefSeq and is a predicted model, not a curated record. Bases 227 to 2125 code for a protein of 632 amino acids.